This is a messenger RNA of Panicum virgatum (switchgrass), 808 nucleotides long. Its product is annotated as ras-related protein Rab-2-A-like. Gene Ontology annotation, molecular function: GTP binding; GTPase activity. Gene Ontology annotation, cellular component: Golgi apparatus. The record is from RefSeq and is a predicted model, not a curated record. The transcript has 7 exons. Bases 38 to 808 code for a protein of 256 amino acids. Lineage: Eukaryota; Viridiplantae; Streptophyta; Magnoliopsida; Poales; Poaceae.
CCGCCGUUGAUCGCGACGCCGGCGACGCGAAUUGAAGAUGUCUUCUGCUUACGUCUACGGAUUCAAGUGCAUCGUCAUCGGGGACACAGGCGUGGGGAAGUCGUGCCUGCUGCUGCAGUUAACCGACAAGAGGUUCCGGCCGGGCCACGACCUCACCAUUGGAGUCGAAUACGGCACGCGCAUCGUCCCCGUCGACGGCAAGCCCACCAAGAUCCAGAGCUGGGACACGGCAGGGCAAGGAGCGUUCCGAUCUAUAACAAGAUCAUACUACAGAGGAGCCGCCGCCGCGGUAUUGGUUUAUGACAUCACCAGGAGGGAGACCUUUAAUCAUGUCGCAAGCUGGCUAGAAGAUGCGAAGCAGCUUGCUAGUCCCCACCUAACAAUGGUGCUCGUUGGAAACAAAUGUGACCUGAGCAAUAGGCGCUCCGUCAGCUAUGAGGAGGGUGAACGGUUUGCCAGGGAGCAUGGCAUGAUCUUUAUGGAGGCGUCGGCAAAAACUGCGCAGAAUGUUGAGGAGGCGUUCACUACUGCUGCAAGAAUAGUGAUCAAGAAAAUUAAAGAGGGAGUCAUUGAUUCUUCGGGCACCGAGAAAAGCAACUUUGCUGGGGAAGAAAGAUCUUGGUUAUCAAAAAAUGAUCUAAUCUACCUCAAAAAUAUGGGAUCAACUGCCGACAUUGACAAGGACAACAUCAUCACAGCAACUGCUGAGCAUCUUCCUGAAGAUAUUCGCCAAAUGCUGGAGGAGCGCAAGAAGAAGCGCGAUGAAGAAGAUCUGAAGGCGGGCCUUGCAAGCAUCAAAGUUGAUUGA